Messenger RNA from Pedinophyceae sp. YPF-701, 2208 nucleotides. The record is from the annotation of a GenBank genome assembly. NCBI's taxonomy places the organism in Eukaryota, Viridiplantae, Chlorophyta, Pedinophyceae.
AUGCAGAGCGUGCCGAUAUCGCACUCGUCCGGGGGCGUCGCGGUCGUCGAGGAGUGGGCCGCGCUGUCGCCGCCCACCAUGCCGCACAGCUCCGCCGACGGCGCGCCCGACGACCCCUCGCACGUGGGCUCGGCGCCCCGGAGGUCGGCGCGCUGCCCCGCGCACCUCGUCGACACCUUCCCGCCCCCGCUCCGAGGGGUCAGGACCCUGCACGCCGUGUGGGAGAGCGCGGCCACCCGGUUCGGCGGCCGGCCGUUCCUCGGCAGCCGCGAGAAGCUCGCCGACGGCGGGCUGGGGGGCUACAAGUGGACGACAUACGCCGAGGCGGCGGCGCUGCGGUCGGACAUCGCGUCGGGGCUCCUGCACGCGGGCGUGCUCCCGGGCCCCGGGCACCACCACGUCGCCGUCAUGGGCCGCAACUCCCCCGAGUGGUGCCUCAUGGAGGCCGCGUGCCACGCCAUCUCGGUGUGCACGGUCCCGAUCUACGAGGGCGUCGGCGCGCAGGCGCUGCGGUUCAUCCUCAAGGACGCGGACCUCCAGGCGAUCGCGUGCAGCCAGGAGGGCGCCAAGGUCCUCCUCGACUCGCAGCUCCCGCCCUCGGUCAAGCUCCUGGUGAUGCUCGAGGGACCCGACCCCACCGACGCCUGGCCCGAGGCGGGGAACCGCGGGCUGCGGAUUCUGUCGCUGGACAGCCUGGCGCGCGUGGGGCGGUCGUCGCCGCACCCGCACAGGUCGCACCCGCCGAAGCCGUCGGACCUCGCGACGAUCGUGUACACGAGCGGCACCACGGGCGAGCCCAAGGGCGUGAUGCACACGCACGCGUCGCUCAUUGCCAACAGCGCGGGGACCUGGAACCUGCGCCCCAACACCGAGAACGACGUGUACCUCUCGUACCUCCCGCUCGCCCACAUCUUCGAGCGCGUGGUGCACAUCAACCUCGCCAUCAAGGGGACCGCGAUCGGCUUCUACUCCGGCGAGGCUCUCCGCCUGUUCGAGGACAUGCUGGAGCUGAAGCCGACCAUCCUGGCGUCGGUGCCACGCGUGCUGUCGCGCAUGCACUCGUCGAUCGUCGCGGCCAUCGACCACUCCGCGCGCCCCGCGCAGCUGCUCUUCCGCGCGGCAUACGAGUUCGGCCGCCACCAGCUCCUCCGCGGGCAGGCCGCGCGGCCCCCGCCGGGCACCCCGCGGCCGAUCAUGGCCGCGUUCCAGGACCUGGUCAUGCAGCGCCUGCGCGAGAAGUUCGGGGGCCGCCUGCGCUUCAUCACCUGCGGCAGCGCGCCGCUGCGCGAGGACGUGGCCGAGUUCCUGCGCGUCACGCUGUGCCCCGCGCUGUGCCAGGGGUACGGAACGACCGAGGCGGGGUGCACGGUGGCGCUCGCGGAGCCCUACGACGGCCUCAACGGGCACGUGGGGCCCCCGGUGCCGUGCUGCGAGGUGAAGCUCGCGAGCCGGCCGGACCUGGGCUACAUGACCACGGACCGGCCGUACCCGCGCGGCGAGAUCCUCGUCCGCGGCCCGUCGGUCUUCAAGGGGUACUACAAGCAGGAGGGCAUGACCAGGGAGGUGCUGCAGGCCGACGGGUGGCUGCGGACGCGCGACAUCGGCGAGUGGAUCGAGGGCGGGCGGCUGCGCGUGAUCGACCGCAUCGGCGCGCUGUUCAAGCUGUCGCGCGGGGAGUACGUCUCGCCCGAGGUGCUGGAGGCCGCGUACCUGCGCGCGCCGGCGGUGAUGCAGUGCUUCGUUGCGGGGGACCCCGCGCACCGGCACCCCGUGGCCGUGGUCGUGCCGAACCUCGCCGAGCUGGAGAAGAUCGUCGCGGACGUGGAGCUGGACGGGCGCGCGGACGACGGGGGGCCGCAGUCCGGGCGGCGGCGGCUGGAGGAGCUGAUCGAGGACCCGCGGGUGCUGCAGGCGCUCAUGGACCAGAUGAUCGAGGAGGGCGAGCGCGCAGGGCUGCGGAAGUUCGAGCAGAUCCGGGGCCUGGCCAUCGUGCUGCACCCGUUCAACGUGUCCAGCGGGGUGCUGACGCCGACGUUCAAGCUCAGGCGGGAGGCCGCGCGGCGCAUGUUCGCGUCCGAGAUCGAGCGCGCGUACAGCUGGGCGGCUGCGGCCGACGCCGCCAACGGGAGCGCGAGGAAGCAGCAGCAGGAGCACGGGCAGCGGCGGCAGGUGGCCACGUUCGAGGACGCGGACGACGACGGCGUGUGA